GACGAUGAAGAAAGGCGGCUAGCUAGUAGUAGAAGUGUUGACAAAAAUGGUUUCAAAACCUGAUCCCGAAAUUGACUCCAGACUCAGUGAGAUUCUUCAAAAUGUUAAGCAAAUUGACUUUUUCAUGGACGCAAUUUUUAGUUUUUUAUACAGACGGACCGAUUUCUAUCACAUUAUGAAAAGUAAAACAGACACAAUGGGACUUCCACCAGGUGCAGCCCGCAAGCUAAUUAUGCAGGCCUACAUGAAGUAUGAACAGCUAUCACAGGGUGUUUCUACAGUGCCACCAUCAACCACAAGUAUCCCAGAAGCUGAAAGUACAGUCGAAGUAGAAACGACUGAAAAACCUCAUAUAGAAUCCACACCAAAAGAACGAGAACAAGUCAAAGACAAAGCAGAACAGAAGACCCUUAGCAACACAAGCAGAGAUCAAACUGGGUCACAAAAGGUAUCAUCCAAAGCUAUCAGUGAAGCUGACACAUUCAACGGUGCUAUGUGUGACACUUACUCAUGGUCCCAGUCACUCAAGGACGUUGACAUCAAGGUACCCGUGCCUCAGCACAUUAAGAAAGCCAAACAACUGAUGGUUGAAGUUCAGUCCGACAGCAUAAAGGUUGCCCUAAAAUCUAAUGAGCCAAGCGGUUCUCCUGAAGUUCUUGUUGAAGGAAAACUAAAAGCACAAAUCAGAACAGAAGAGUCGAUGUGGAGUCUGAUCCCAGGAGAAUGUGUUCAGCUUAACCUUGAGAAACGAGUAGAAACAUGGUGGCACGCUGCUCUGGAAAACGAACCAGAGAUCGAUCCAAAGACAAUCAACAAUAGUCAGUCUUUGAACGACCUGGAUGAAGAUGAUAAACAAGGAUUCAGACAGGCAAUGUUUGAUUACGAGCAAAAACAGCAGGGCAAACCGACGAGCCAAGAACUGAAAGCGCAUGAAGUGCUGAAGAAAGCUUGGGAUGUUGAGGGGUCACCUUUCAAAGGUCAAGAAUAUGACCCUUCUGUCCUCAACAUCGCAACAAGCUAACAUAGAAAGAGACUGUUUGAUCGCAGUCAUCAGGAUAGUGCAAUAAUGAGUGCCAUUGAAAGAUAGUUUUAACACUAAUAAGUAAGAAGUGAGCUAUACUAUGGAAGGAAGCAACAGUCAGCUUGGAGUGAGUAUAUUAUACGUGACUUGAACUCUGUUAAAUUAAUUCAGCCAGAAGAGAUCAACAAGCUUCAACAAUUCGUUGCUAGCUGUGACCAAAGUCUACAGGGAGAAGAUGGAAAUAGCUGGGUAACUUUUCUGGGUUGAGCAAUUUUUAGCCAGGCUUGUGUCAGCCCCAUCUAGUUCAGACUACCAAUUCAUCAACCAGCCUUGACGCUUUAGGCAGACCAUAUCCUCAAGUUACAUAAGCUACAUAGGCAGAAACUAUUAAUUAUUUAAUGAAGGACGAAAAUAAAGCAACUAAAUAUUUACCAUGGUUACUAACUCUCGUAAUUAUUGGAACUUGGACCGUAUCCUCAAGUUACACUAGCUACAUAGGCAGAAACUAUUAAUUAGUUAAUGAAUGGCGAAGUUAAAGCAACUAACUAUUUUCCAAGGUCACUACCAUAAUUCUUGUAUUAUUGGAACUUAUACUUAUAUUCUUGUUGAGCUAAAAAUAUUGAAUAAUCAUCAAUUUCUGAAUUCUUAAAGCUACAGGCUCCGGAGGAAAAUUUAGUUUUGAUACGUUGUAGAACUGAUUUUUCUAAGACACAAAAAGCAUAUUUGAUGAAAAACUUAGAAGCGGUUAAUGAUAUACUGAUUUUUUAAUAUUUAGGAACUGGGGGAAAAAGUUGGAAAAAAGGAGGUUCUGAGUUUUUUUCCCUCGCCCUGAUAAUAUGGAUAAAUAAAUUAUUGCUACUUUUACCUUUUUUCUGAGGUACAUUAAGCGAUUUAAUUAAAAGAACAAUUAAAAAAAGACAACAUUGGCACUGCUUUUUUGUUAUGUUAAUUCUCAAAAUCUUAGUAGUAAUCUUGUAGUCUUUGUCAAUUGACAAAGACUAGUAGCCGAAAUAUUUGCCAAAUAAAUUUUAGUGUUUCUAAAGUCAA
Messenger RNA from Anneissia japonica, 2068 nucleotides. RefSeq names its product nudC domain-containing protein 3-like. The record is from RefSeq and is a predicted model, not a curated record. Gene Ontology annotation, biological process: protein folding. The transcript is spliced from 8 exons. NCBI's taxonomy places the organism in Eukaryota, Metazoa, Echinodermata, Crinoidea, Comatulida, Comatulidae. Bases 47 to 1021 code for a protein of 324 amino acids. Gene Ontology annotation, cellular component: cytoplasm.